AUGCAGAGACUCAGCAGCUGCGUCGCACAGAGAAGACGAAUUAGUUUAUCGAUAUUAGGCCAUAUGUUUGAUAUAUCGCAUCUCUUGGUUAUUUUCGUUGUUUUUGUUUCUUUUCCUUCGACGCAAGCAGCGGUGGCUGGGAACAGCCUUGAUGACCGGGUUUUCAACAGCAACAACUGCUCAGCAGCCGAUGGCUUGAUACCAGCGAGGCAUGGUGACAACGAUGGGGAAUACCCUUUCUUGGUGCGAAAGAUGUCAGACAACCCUGGACAGAAGUUCUUCGCUCAUUACUGGCGGCUGGGUAACUCGGACAGCAACAUCGUUUCUUCAGGUGAAGAGGCGGAACAUUCCACAGACGGGACAUCGUUGAAUGCUAGAUCGCCUCUUCUCCUGCGUCAUCAUCCGCUACCUGGAGUUGGGCGAUCAGUGCUUGGGAAACGAGGCUUUGAGUGUCCGGCCGGAAGUGCUCCGUGUACAUCAAUAAACCGACCAAAGAGCUGUUGUCAAACGGGAGAUGUCUGUCUAAUCGUAAAGGACACUGGAUUAGGCGAUGUUGGCUGCUGUCCCAAGGGCCAGGACUGUUCAGGUCAACUAAUCUCAUGUCCUAAGGGAUACGCUACUUGUCCGGCCAACCUGGGCGGUGGUUGUUGCACACCGGGAUAUACCUGUGUGGCUGAAGGUUGUCUGCUCGUCUCAACUACUACGAUUAUAGUUACGCUGUCAUCAUCCACGAUAACGACGGUAUCAACUAUCAGCCAAACUACUGUUGCUCCACCAGUACCGCCUCCGUCGCCAACUGCAACAGCACCGACAAUUUUGCCGCCUGGCCGUCCCACUUCGAACCCAUCGACUUCUACCGCUAGCAUCCCGGAUCUAUGUCCCAUUGGGUUUUAUGCAUGUAGUGCUGUAUAUGGCGGUGGAUGUUGCCAAACAGGGCGGAACUGCGAAACAACCUCUUGUCCGGUUACUGCAUCUCUGACCACAGUUGAAAGCAAUGGAGUCACUGUUGUGAUUCCCGUUGAAACUACCCCUACCUCAGCCCCUGCUACGCCCACCCGGAGGUGUGCGGAGGGAUGGAUGAGUUGCGCACCAAGUGAUAGUGGAGGGUGUUGCCCGAAUGGAUAUCAAUGCGGCCAGGUUAGCUGCACUGCAUCGGCUACAAACAUUGGGACUGCAGUGAUCGGUAAAGCGCAGCCAGGUAAUUCUGGUAAUCGGCUUGCGCCGAUGAUGUAUGCAUGGAAUAUAGGCCUGAUGAUCUUUGGCUUUUUGCUGUGGGUGGACAUCUAA
Molecule: messenger RNA, 1287 nt
Organism: Nannizzia gypsea CBS 118893
Lineage: Eukaryota; Fungi; Ascomycota; Eurotiomycetes; Onygenales; Arthrodermataceae
Exons: 1
Coding region: 1-1287 (428 amino acids)
Source: RefSeq, a predicted model, not a curated record